Mycena citricolor is the source of this 9951-nucleotide messenger RNA. The record is from the annotation of a GenBank genome assembly. NCBI's taxonomy places the organism in Eukaryota, Fungi, Basidiomycota, Agaricomycetes, Agaricales, Mycenaceae.
ACCGAUGGGUAGAGAUGGCUAAAUACGAGAUCUCUUAUGACAAAGAUUUUUGCCCCAGAAUAUUUAAGCAAGAUGGCGCGGUGAUCCCGGUCCGGAUCUCUCCUUACCUCUUACCCUCACCACCCAUCUCCAAUUACAAGCAAUGGCAACCGGCGAUAUCGGUCUCAUUGGUUUGGCCGUCAUGGGCCAAAACCUUAUUCUCAACAUGAACGACAAGGGAUUUAACGUCGUCGCGUAUAACCGUACCACCUCCAAGGUCGAUGCGUUCCUUGCUAAUGAAGCCAAGGGGACCAAGAUCCAGGGCGCGCACUCCAUCGCUGAGCUCAUCUCCAAGCUCAAGAAGCCCCGCAAGAUCAUCUUGCUCGUCAAGGCUGGCCCUGCCGUCGAUGACUUUAUCUCUCAAUUGAUCGCCGGCGGCCUGGAGCCUGGCGAUAUCGUCAUCGACGGUGGAAACUCCCACUACCCCGAUUCUAUCCGUCGCACGCAGGAGCUCGAGUCCAAGGGUUUCCUGUUCGUUGGAUCUGGUGUCUCUGGUGGUGAGGAGGGUGCCCGUUACGGUCCCUCUCUGAUGCCUGGUGGAUCUACGGCUGCAUGGCCCGCCAUCAAGGAGAUCUUCCAGAAGACCGCUGCUCAGGCUUACGGCGAGCCCUGCUGUGACUGGGUUGGUGAGACCGGCUCGGGUCACUACGUCAAGAUGGUCCAUAACGGCAUCGAGUACGGUGACAUGCAGCUGAUCGCUGAGGCCUACGACAUCCUCAAACGUGGUCUCGGUCUCAGCGAGGACGAGAUCGCCGACAUCUUCUUGAAGUGGAACAAGGGCGUUCUUGAUUCGUUCCUCAUCGACAUCACCGCCAACAUCCUCAAGUUCAAGGAUGAUGACGGUGAACCAGUCGUGGCGAAGAUCCUCGACAAAGCCGGGCAGAAGGGUACCGGCAAAUGGACUGCCAUUGCUGCCCUUGACGCAGGAACUCCCGUGACGCUUAUUGGUGAAGCCGUGUUCGCUCGGUGUCUUUCGGCCAUCAAGGAGGAGCGUGUCCGAGCCAGUAAAAUCAUGGACGGCCCGAAGAAGGAGCCUUUCCGCGGUGACAAGCAGCAGUUCAUUGACGAUCUGGAACAGGCGCUCUAUGCGUCGAAGAUCAUCUCGUACACUCAAGGCUUCAUGCUGAUGCGUGAAACCGCGAAGGAGCUCAACUGGAACCUGAACUACGCUGGGAUUGCCAAGAUGUGGCGUGGAGGAUGCAUCAUCAAGAGUGUUUUCCUGCGUGACAUCACCGCUGCCUAUGUCAAGACCCCCGAGCUUGAGUCGCUGCUCUUCGACGACUUCUUCGGGUCUGCCAUCCGCACCGCCCAGCCCGGCUGGCGUCGUGUUGUUGCCCAGGCUGUGCUGUGGGGUAUCCCGCACCCCGCUUUCAGCACUGCUCUUGCCUUCUUUGACGGCUACAGGAGCGAGGUUGUCCCUGCCAACCUGCUGCAGGCCCAGCGUGACUACUUCGGUGCUCAUACUUUCCGUGUUCUGCCCGGGAAGGAGAACGACCGCUUCAAGUCUGGCGAAGACAUUCACGUCAACUGGACUGGCCGAGGAGGCAAUGUAUCUGCAUCAACUUAUCUCGCGUAGAUGCUUGGCUCAUCCCUCCAGACGAAAGUCGUUCCCUUUCUUUAGAUGGUGAUAGAAGAAGCAGUGAAACGACAAUCAAGUGUACGCCUAUCCAUGUCAAAACAAUCAAAUGAAAUGUUGUCCUACCUGUCACGUGUCUAUACCAUAUCGAUAAGAGCCUCAGAGUACAUCAUUCCGCGCUUGGACUUGACCAACACCAUCAUGUGUGGUAUUUUCUGCUGCGUUCGCAGCGCACGCUUCGACUCUCCCGACUUGAGCAACCUCUGUGACAGUUUGAAAGCGACCGACGCUGCUCGGGGGCCCGAUUCACAGAGCACAAAACGAGUGGUCACACUGGACCGCAGCGUUUUAAUCGAUCUGUUUGCCUCAGAGCUGCAUCUCCGGGGCUGCAGUCCAGUCCUUCAGCCUCAUGAGCAGGACGGGAACAUCUUGUGCUGGAACGGAGAAAUAUUCGACGGGAUGAAUGUAGCAUUGGAUGAGAACGACGGCACCCGAUUGUUUGAUUCGCUUCGGCAAUUGGAUACACUUCAGGCAGUCCAUGAUCUGUUUGCGACCAUUGAGGGCCCAUACGCAUUCGUGUUCUACUCUACAGCCAAGCAGCGACUUUUCUUUGGCCGAGACCCACUUGGUCGGCGCUCGCUUCUCUUGCAUCGACCCGACACAGAAAAUCCAUACCUCCUGAUCUCGUCAGUUUCUCUAGGCCAGGAUCCGAGAACGCGUUUCGAGGAAGUCUCGACGGAUCACCUUCACUGCAUAGAACUAGAUUGUUGGGGCGAUGAUGCGGAGAAUUGCAUGAUUCGCCUGCGACGCACCGGAGGCCGUUAUAGCGAACUGGCGAAAAUCAACAGACAAUUGCCGCUAGACGAUCUACCUAUUGGGCCUGAUCAUGCGUUGUUGACACGGCCUGUAGACGAAUUGAUCAGCUUGCUGGACCAAAGUGUGCGGCUCCAGAUGCAGAACAUACCGGCGCAGACUAAACAAAGGCUCUUCAAGAUUGGCUGUCCUAUUCAGUGGAGGUAUCGACUGCACGAUCCUCGCAUUCUUGGCGCAUAGAUAUAUUCCUCUCGAUGAACCAAUAGAUCUCCUUAACGUCGCAUUCGAAAAUCCGCGCAAGAUCAAGUUCAGUGACAACCACCAAUCGUACAUGGUCCCAGAUAGAGUGACUGGCCUUGAAGAGGUCGAAGAACUGCGGAGACUUUGCCCUCGAACUUGGAAUUUUGUCGAGAUUGAUGUUCCAUAUGAGGAGUCCCAAGCGGCAAAGACCGCUGUAGAGAACCUCAUGUUUCCGAGCCGAACUGUGAUGGAUUUGAGUCUGGCGUUAGCACUCUAUUUUGCCUCCAGGGGAGUCGGUCUUGUCCAAGAUGGGCCAGGAAUGGAAAGACACAAUUACACCUCCCCGGCACGCGUGCUGUUGAAUGGUCUGGGCUCUGACGAGCUGCUCGGUGGGUACGGACGGCAUCGCAGCGUUUAUGAAUCCGGUGGGUGGAGUGCACUGGUCGACGAGCUUCAGCUGGAGAUCGAUCGGAUACCACUGCGAAACUUGGGGCGGGAUGACCGAAUGAUAUCUUGUCAUGGAAAAGAGGCGCGACACCCUUUCUUGUCUCUGGAUGUGGUGGCUCGAGUGGCUGCGUUGCCGAUCCAUUUCAAGUUGGAUCCACGCUUGGAGCUGGGUGUUGGUGACAAGAUGCUUUUGAGGCUGGCAGCUAAGAAGUUGGGAUUAUCCCAGGCCAGCAGUAGGAAAAAACGCGCUAUGCAAUUUGGCAGCCAUUCCGCCAAAAUGCACGGCGAGAGGCGCGGAGAAGCGGAGAUUUAGACGAGUGGUCGUUGCACUGGAUUAUUUAGAUAACUAAAGGGCUGGCCCAAGUUGUGAUUGUGAAUUGGUGCAUAUCAUUGCGGGGCAGUCAUGGUGGCUCGGUCUAGUCUCUUUGACGUUCCAGGAGGAUACCAGGCUGUCAUGUUUGACCGUUUCUCGGGAGUGCAAGAGCAGUCCAAGAAAGAGGGAACACACUUCCUGGUCCCUUGGCUCCAAAGAGCUAUCCUGUAUGACUGCCGAAUCAAACCACGCAAUAUCUCUACAACCACUGGCUCCAAGGAUCUACAGAUGGUGACCAUAACACUUCGGGUUCUUUCGCGACCAGACGACAAACACCUUUCCAAAAUCUAUCAAAGCCUGGGCUUGGAUUACGAUGAACGUGUGCUGCCGUCCAUUGGUAACGAAGUCUUGAAAGCUAUUGUGGCUCAAUUCGACGCUGCAGAGCUCAUUACUCAACGUGAAGUGGUAUCUUCGAGAAUUCGCGCUGACUUGUUGCAACGUGCGGGGGAAUUCAACAUAAAGCUCGAGGAUGUGUCUAUCACGCAUCUUACCUUUGGCAAGGAAUUUACACAAGCUGUUGAGGCAAAACAGAUCGCACAACAAGAUGCCGAGCGUGCCAAAUUCGUGGUCGAAAAGGCAGAACAAGAGCGUCAGGCUGCUGUGAUCCGGCUGAGGGUGAAGCUGAAGCUGCUGCCACCAUCUCGAAAGCUCUCGAAAGGGCAGGGGAAGCGUUUGUUACUUUCCGCAAAAUUGAAGCGAGCAAAGCAAUCGCCCAAUCCCUGUCGAGCAACCCGAAUGUUAGUUAUGUCCCUAGUAGUAGCGGUAAUGUACUGCUCCAAGUCCCAAGUAAAAAGUAGGACUCGGACGCGUAUCUAUCAUGAACUUGGCCUCUCAAAUCAUUUCGGAAUUUUUAGGAUGACGUUCUUUGUCACCUGAUUGUGACUAAUCACUCGUCACUAGCAAGCGCUGCUUUUGCACUCUGUCUCGACCACGCGCGCGUUGAAGGAUCUCGGUUUCGUCCUUUUUCCUCUCUCUCUCUCUCGUCUCCUCCUCUAUUUCCUUUAUCUGACGGACUCUAAUCCUCUGUCCUCUGUAUUGCUCCCUCUGGUCCUUUUCAUCAUUCUCUUUCCUCUUCUAUAAGUCAAACAUGAAUAUGAUGAGUGCGGCUGAAGCUCCGCGACGGGCUCACCUUUACGUCGGAAACCUCAGUCCUCGCGUCACUGAGUACAUGCUCACCGAGAUCUUUGCCGUCGCUGGACCUGUGCAACAUGUGAAAAUCAUCCCUGACCGCAACUACCAGCAUGGUGGUCUCAACUACGGUUUCGUCGAGUACAUGGACAUGCGUGCCGCAGAGACCGCCCUGCAGACCUUGAACGGGCGCAAAAUCUUCGAUACCGAAAUCCGCGUCAACUGGGCUUACCAGGGCCAACAGAACAAGGAGGACACUACCGGACAUUACCAUGUCUUCGUCGGUGAUCUGAGCCCGGAAGUUAACGACGAGGUGCUCGGUAAAGCGUUCAGCGCCUUUGGUACCAUGUCCGAUGCCCGAGUGAUGUGGGAUAUGAACUCUGGCAAGUCUCGUGGGUACGGAUUCCUCGCCUUCCGCGACAAGACCGACGCGGAGCAGGCCAUCGCGACGAUGAACGGGGAAUGGCUUGGGUCUCGCGCGAUUCGCGUGAACUGGGCAAAUCAGAAGACCCAAGGUGGUUUGCCGCAACCCGGCCUGCCGAGCAGCAUGGCUGGAGCGAUGUCGUCCCCUCGUCCCACCGGCGGAGUUUCGUCCCCCAUCAGCAUGGGCAGUGCCCCUGCCCCGAUGAACUUCCAGGGUGGACCUCUGUCUUACGAAUCUGUGCUGCAGCAGACACCAGCUUACAACUCUACCGUCUAUGUUGGCAACCUCGUCCCAUACUGCACCCAGGCUGAUCUCAUUCCGCUCUUCCAAUCCAUUGGUUAUCUCUCCGAGAUCCGGAUGCAGGCUGAUCGCGGUUUCGCCUUCGUCAAACUUGACACUCACGAGCAUGCCGCCAUGGCCAUCGUCCAGCUACAAGGCCAGAACGUUCAUGGCCGGCCUAUCAAGUGCAGCUGGGGCAAGGACCGGGCCGACGGUGCCGUUGCCCAACCGAUGAGUCCAACUACGGGCGCCACUCCCUACGGCAACAUGCCCAUGUAUACUUUGCCCUCCGCUGCCUCCUAUGGCCAGUAUAACUUCAGUGGGUACCCCGGUUUCGCCAACCAAGCUGGCGCCGGUGCGCCUGGGUCUCCUGGCAUGGGACAGCCUGGGGGUGGCGCGGCUUCUGGAUUGGGAGGUGCCGGUCCCGCUGGCGCCGAUCCCAAUGCUCUCGCAGCUCAAGCUGGCCAGGCUCAGUGGGGUGGCGACCCCAGCUCGUACUACUCCAACUACUGGGGUGGUUACUAUGGUCAGCAGGGCCAGGGUGCUGAGUCUCAGAUGCAAGGCGCUCCCUAAAUGUACUAAUAGAUACUGAACUCUGCUCCUCUCCUUACCAAGUGUAGCUCCAUCGUCACUGCAUCACUUUUCUUUCUCUACCUUGUGUACUGAGCCCUUGUGUACUGAGCACUUUCUGAUAUUCUUGCCCUUUCAUGCAUGUAUCUCCGAUUGAAACAAAGAAAAGCGAGACACCUAGGAUAUAUGUACAACACAGGGUAUGGAUGUUAGGCAAUAUCUGGCUCCUUCUCGUCCACGAUCAACCAUUCGGCGUCAGAUCCACGGCCUUCUCCGCUGGAGAUAUGGUCCCAUUCUUCGUCUCCGUCAGGAUCUCCCCCUCCCCGGCAUCCUCGUUUCCCGACAGUGACGAUUGUGAGACAGAGUCGAGCCCAUUCGUGGGAUCUCCAGAAUUACCGCGCCAAGUUAGGACUGAAUGUCGCGAACGCAUAUUUUCGUACGCCUGGUCAUUGGACUCGUUCAUGGCGUUCGCCUCUACUUGCUUCGCAUCCAACCAACGUUGGAGAAGUUUCGCGUUAUCCUUCUGUAGAAUGGUGUUCCGUUCUUCGAUCUGCCCGAGCUCGAGCUGCAGCGUACUGAUCUCAUCGUGCAAGAUCUAUAAUAAGUCAUGCAGACGUUAUGACUUCGCAGAUAUGACACAGGGCAAAUAGUACGUACCUGGACCGUUCGAUCCUUCUCAGCCAUGAACUCGCUAUGCUGCUCAAUCUUGCGUCGGAGGACAACGACCUCGUCUCUCGUUUUCCUCAGAUUUUCCGAAUCCACGCGCGAGAGCUCUUCUUUCUCCCGAAGCGUUUCGUUCAUUGCCAAGAGACGCUGAGCAUUUUGGCCUUGAGUUUUAUAAAGAGCUGCCAGCUCGUCACCCAAAGAAGAUAUUUGGGAUUCUAAGGAAGCCAUGUACGCAGCGAGGACCGGAUUUCUAGAAAAAUCAGAUGAUUAGAUUGGUCGAAUAAGACACUUACUCCUCAGCAGUAGUCGAUAAACCUGUGGAGGUACCCGGCGUACUUGGUAAAGACUUGACUGAGCCCACCGCGCGCAGUAAGGACGCAUUCCGCUCCUUCAAAAGCUUGGCCUGCUGUGCCAACUUGCGGUCUGGAUCAGGAUGAGCUGGAACACAUGUGCAGGCUGACAGAAUGGUUCACAUUGCUCGAUAAUCGGCGAAAACGAGGAUUCGCGGACAUUGCGUUCCGUUAGUCGAAGUCGCAAGACUUCCUGCCAGGCGGGCUCAGCCAUCUUGCGCACGGGUUCAAGCACAAGAUGAUCCUGAUUGGCCUUGUUGUGCUCUGCACGCAAUCUGACGAACAGCCACUCUACCGUUAUCACUCUCCGCUCACCAUGGGUCGUGUUCUCCUUAAGGUUAUCAUUCUCGGCGACAGCGGCGUCGGCAAGACCUCGCUCAUGAACCAAUAUGUAAACAAGCGGUUCAGCAACCAGUACAAAGCUACAAUUGGAGCCGACUUUCUGACAAAAGAAGUCAUGGUGGAUGACCGCCUCGUCACCAUGCAGUUGUGGGAUACCGCUGGUCAAGAGCGCUUUCAGUCUCUUGGUGUCGCUUUCUACCGUGGCGCAGACUGCUGUGUGCUGGUGUAUGAUGUCAACAGUGCCAAGUCCUUCGAGACUCUCGACAGCUGGCGGGACGAGUUUCUUAUUCAGGCGAGCCCUCACGAUCCGGAAAACUUCCCCUUCGUAGUUCUGGGCAAUAAGAUUGACGUGGAGGAGAAUAAGCGACAGGUCACCCAGAAGCGUGCUAUGACGUGGUGUCAGUCCAAGGGCAACAUUCCUUACUUCGAGACAUCCGCGAAGGAGGCGAUCAACGUGGAGCAAGCAUUCCAAACCGUGGCCAAGAACGCACUGCAACAGGAACAGGAAGAAUCGCUGUUAGACCCAUAUCCUGUUGUCGAUUUGAACCCCCCUUCUGACAGAUUCUCCUCCAACAGAUGUGACGCCGAGCCCGGGGCUCUUGCUGACUACAUACUCGCGCUUCUCAAGCAUAACGUUCCAGAACCGGAGAUGAGGAAGGAGUUAACGGCGCAACUAGAAGAGUUUUUGGAAAAAGAAUGCCCACGAUUCAUCGACACAUUAUUCACCGCUCUCCGCACCAAGUCAUAUCUUCCUUACUCCGUCGACUCGUCGUCCGGCAUUGGUAUACCAAUACCUGUCGGUGGCUCAUCGGUCGAGCGAUCGCGGAAACGCGGUCUUGAGGAUGCGGAGAUGGAUGGUCAGGGUCCGGCCAAGGGUCCGAGGCUCAGCAAUGAGGGCCAAUUCUCUCGCUAUUCGAAUGGCCGUGGGGGUCCGGCAACGGGCGUCUGGGGCCCUCAUGUUGACGCUCAAAUGUAUCGGGAUAUGUCAGCACAUAUGGCCAUGGGGAUGAACGGAGGUGGGAUUACCACAACAGACAAUGGGUAUUGCUCCCGAGGGGCGUACUGCAAGUUCAGUCACGGCGAGGACGCUGUAGUGCCCAGUCAGCUUUUCCCGAUGAACGGCAAUAACAUGGGUGGAGGAAAUAUGCCAUUCAUGCCCAUGUUCCCGGGCAAUGGUUUUGGGAUGAACGGAGGAGGGUCAGGCCCGGCUUACGAUCCGAAUGAAGCUCGCAUGGACAUGCCGAUGAAUGGAGCUGCCCGUCCACAACCCAGAGCUCCAGUCAUGCCAAGAGCUCAUCCAGAAAAUGCACGAAUGCAUCAGUCUGGAGAACUACCCGUCAUCCAAGAUCUCACGCCACAGGUCGACCAGAAUGCGCCCGAUGCAAUAGCCGCAGGGCAAAUCACUGCACAGUCUCCGCAAAACCACAUCCCCACAUUACCUUCAGAUCUCAUUCCCGCUUUCGCAGGGCCAUCGAGCGGCACAUCCUCUUUUUCGAUGGAUGUGGACGGGUCAAUGCAUCACAACUCCAAUUUCCGUGGCGGUUCACGAGGACGAGGCAAAGGGACCUUCCAUGGGGACGCACACAAGUUCAACAACACAGAACGUCGAAGCGAUAAGACUCUGGUGGUCGAGAAAAUACCAGAAGACAAGCUCACCUUGGAUCAAGUGAACGAGUGGUUCAAGCGAUUUGGAGUUUUUGCCACGCAUGAAGAAGCAUACACUGCAUGGAAAUCGGAGGAUGCUGUGUUCAACAAUCGAUUCGUCAAAGUGUUCUGGCAUCGUCCGAUGGAGGGUCACGGACAAACGGGUCAACGAAUGCUUGCCGCGUCGGGACCGCUUGUUGGACCGAAGAAAGAGGUGCCUCCGGUCGCGCCUCCUCCAAACAAACCGACUGCCGCCGCCUCUCUCGCUGCCAAGCACCAGCUGCUCGAGAAACAAAUCGCAGAGCAAAAGACGCUUAUUGCGUCUCUGACCUCGGCGACUUCGGGCGAUGAAAAGAAGGAUAUCAUGGCUCGGCUUCGCAAGCUGGACGAAGAGAUGACCGCAACGUCUGCUAUCUCGGUGCCGGCACCGAAGAGUCAGGACACAGAGAAGAAGGAGCGUGAUCGGUUGGACAAGGAGCUCGACCAACACGCAGCUCAGAGCAAUGAAGAAGAAUCCUCUGAAGAUCUGAAAGCCAAACUGGAGCGUCUGAAAGCAGAGGCUGCCAGUCUGGGAUUAUCUGAAACCGGCCAUGACGGUAGCUGGAAUGGGGCAUAUCGUCCAUAUCGAGGUCGUGGCCGAGGUGGCCGCAGCUAUUAUCGAGGAGCAGCGAGAGGCGGACCUCCUCGGGGCAGUAUGAAACUCGACAACCGACCGAAAACACUCGUUGUGAAAGGUGCGAAAGAGGACAGCCUGCAGUCCGUGCGAGACUGGUUCGAGACGACUGGACAAGUCUCUUCCGUGGACACCGCGGAGAAUGGCGACAUCUUCGUCUCCUUCAAAAGCCGCAGCGGUGCUGAGCAAGGCCUGGCCAAGGGCAACAACAUUUCUCUUGUCGGAAACGUGCAAAUUUCGUGGCAGAAUGGGCCGGGUCCAAUUCUGCCCGCAACGUUGCCGGCAGCGAAAAACCACGAGACAGCCCCGUCGGAAGAGUUGAUGGACGAUGGUCCGGUGGAAGAAGAAGUCGCCAGCGGAUGGGGCGAUGCCGAAGAAGACAACUGA